Molecule: messenger RNA, 2223 nt
Organism: Amphimedon queenslandica
Lineage: Eukaryota; Metazoa; Porifera; Demospongiae; Haplosclerida; Niphatidae
Product: probable ATP-dependent RNA helicase DHX40
Exons: 1
Coding region: 6-2180 (724 amino acids)
Cellular component (GO): intracellular anatomical structure
Molecular function (GO): 3'-5' RNA helicase activity; ATP binding; RNA binding
Source: RefSeq, a predicted model, not a curated record
AUAAAAUGGCGUCUCAGAGCAAGCUUCCAAUCGCCACGUAUCGAGAAGCCCUGGUUUCUAGCGUGAGAGAGAACCAGACACUAGUGGUCACUGGUGAAACUGGCUGCGGUAAAACCACUCAACUCCCUCAGUUUUUGCACGAGGCUGGCCUAGGAGAAGGAGGAAUGAUAGGGAUAACACAACCACGACGAAUGGCUGCCAUUUCGGUGGCUCACCGGGUCUCCGAAGAGAUGGGUAAGAGCCUAGGUGGCACAGUAGGGUAUCAAGUGAGAUUUGACGACUGUACCUCGCCCGAUACUAAAAUCAAGUACAUGACAGAUGGUUGUCUAUUACGAGAGUUACUUGAUGACCACACCCUCUCCUCUUACAGUAUUAUUAUAUUGGAUGAGGCACACGAGAGAAGUUUAGCAACUGACGUACUCUUCGGACUCACUAAAAGACUACUGCCACACCCACUGGGCGAUGGGUCACUCAAACAAAGGGACCGCCCACUCAAAUUAAUUGUAAUGUCGGCGACACUUGAUGUCAAGAGAUUCUCGGAGUUUUUUGAUAAUUGUCCUAUUUUUACGAUACCAGGUCGGGUCUACCCGGUAUCAAUCCACUACUCUUUCACAGACGAGACUUUUGACCCGAUGAAGACCAGUUACCUCUCUCGUGUAGAACAGGUAGUGAUGGACACUCACAUGGAGAAAGGCCCAGGGGAUAUACUGGUAUUCCUUACUGGACAACAAGAAAUAGAAUCGAUGUGUGACAAGUUAUUCAAAUCAGCUGAGAGAAUAGAUUAUGAACAUGACGUCCUAUGCAAAGACGUCCUUGGCCUCGCUAUAUUACCUUUAUAUGGGUCACUACCUACUGAGCAACAGCAGAGGAUCUUUAAACAGAGCGAGAGAGGAAUAAGAAGAAUUAUAGUAUCCACUAAUAUCGCUGCUACUUCAGUGACUGUAGAUGGUGUGGUUUAUGUUAUCGACUCGGGUUAUGUCAAACAAUUAUCAUUUAAUCCUCGUACUGGACUAGACGUGUUGGCAGUAGUUCCUAUAUCAAAGAGUGAGGCAGAGCAGAGAGCUGGUCGGGCUGGUCGUACAGCACCUGGUGAGUGUCAUAGGCUGUAUAGUCAAUCAUUUUAUAACUCGUUGAAUCAGAAUACAAUACCGGAGAUACAGAGGGCCAGUCUGAGCAGUGUGAUACUUGAUUUCAAGUGUAUGGGGAUCAGUAAUGUCAUUGAGUUUGAGUAUCUCGAUCCACCGGAAGAGAGAAUGAUUGCCGAAGCUCUUAAACAACUCUACUACUUUGAUGCAAUCAAUGAUAAAGGCCAAGUAACACCUUUAGGAAGACAGAUAGUCCAGUUUCCUCUACAACCGAAUCUCUCCAGAGUUCUCCUUAAAUCAAAAUCCCUAGAAUGUGAAGAAGCAGUCCUACCAAUUGUAGCAAUGCUUUCAGUUGAAAAUGUAUUCAUUCGUCCAAGCUCAAAGAAGCAAGCCCUGGAGUCUAUGGAAGCACAUAAAGAGCUUCAAGAGGCUGGUGGGGGCACUAGCGAUUUUGCUACUUUACUGGCAAUUUAUAAACUAGCAAUGGAGAGUGGGAACCAGAAGAGGUGGUGCAGGGACAACUACGUCCACUGGCGGAGCCUCAAGACAGCUCAAAGCAUAGUCGGACAACUAAAGAAUAUACUAAACAAGCAGGAGGUUUUGGGGGAUAGUACUGAAGAGAUUAGAGCUGCUCCAUUAGGAGAGAGAGUACGUCAGUCAUUAUGUUUCGGAUUAUUCAGCAACGCAGCUAGACUAGCUCCAAACCGACGCUCGUUUAGAACUAUGGACGGGCAUAGCACUGUUGCUUUUAUACAUCCUUCAUCGGUUUUAUUUGGAUGUGAGGAUUCACUGGAUUGGAUCGUUUAUCACGAGAUAGUAGACACUGCCAAGACUUACCUGAGGACUGUCUGCCCUGUGAGAUAUGGAUGGGUUAAAGACUUACUGCCUCGAUUACAUGAAGUUGAUGCUUAUAGACUCAGUGAUUGUGAGAGGAAGAGGAGUCUAGGGGGAGAGGAGGAAGAGAAAGAGGAGGAAGGACCUGUUAGCAAGAAGCAGUCGCUAGAGAAGGAAGAGAAGGAAAGAGAGAAUGCAUUGAGAUUACAAGAAAAAGCUAAAGCUGCCAGAGAAAGAUAUCUAUCAAGAAAGAAAACUUAGCAUUUGCAAACUUCAUUCAUAAUAACCAAUAAUGCUUUUAAUU